AUAGAAACGUCUAUAGCAGACGUACAAUGUACUCCAUUCUAAUAAGGUUGAUACUGAGCGAUAGCGGUGAGUGCCGAAGUGUUUAUUGUCGAUGCUUUCGACACAAAGCUGUCUAGGCGCGGAGAGAUGCGCAUCUGAACCAAGAUGCUCCUGUAUCUCUCCUUGUUCCAUGGAGUGGCAAGAAUGGGGCAAUGGGGAAUCAAGCGACAGAGUGUUGGUGCAGUUUACACCUAGCAGAUCGGAGUUUAGUUUGUAUGGGUUUGUAAGUAACGUGCGGCGUGCUGAAUUGGUGGAAAUAGAUGAGAUGGAGGACGUCGGGGAGUCUCCAGAGUUGAUUGACGACAGUGAUAGCGAGAACAAAGACGAUUAUGAUAUUCAUAGUUUUUAUACAGAUAGCAGCAGCGACGAUAGUGAUGUGUCUGAAGAUAUACGCACACGUAGUCCAACACAUCGCCCUGGAAGACAAACACACAAAGCUAUGCUACUUGUUGUGACAGCAAUAGCAUGUUUGUUAUCCAUGAUCGGAAAACUGUUCAAACACGCACGACUGGGUGUUUUUUUUACCGAUAUCGGCCCACGUUUGAAGAGGUUACUGGCCACUCGCUACAAAUGAAUAGCUUUGAUACGGACUUACGCAUGAAAUUUGGCUUGUUUCUAAUACUUAAAGAAGCAAUACGACCAGUGUGUGAAAGAGAUCAGCAGAUGGGAAACUUGCGUAACGGUGCUAUUGCUAUCGAUGUACAGCUAGCGUUAACACUUCGAAUACUAUUGAGAGGUUUAGGGAUAAUAUUAUUUAUUUCAAAAAUGGCAAGUAUGUAUGACACAAUGUAUGAACAUAUGGCAUGACUCGCAUAGUCGAUGUAGUGGUUCAGGAAAGAUUGAUGGGAAGAAGUGGUCAGUAAAUUCCCGUUUAAAGAUUGGGCCAAGUGAGUCGACAAUGGAAGAUAUGUGCUGAGUCAGUUCGGGCCGGUGUUUUAGAAAAGAUCCAAGGUGUUCGUGGAGGGUCCAGAUACCGUGGAAGUCGUGGCACUCCUGUAAUUGCUGAAGGAGGUCAGGGCCAAUGGGCGGCAGUUUCGGGCCUACCAGGAUGCGUCGAAUCAGUUGUUGAAUGCAGGUAAAGUGGCUGAUAGUGAACUUGUGGCUACCGGGGAAGACAGGGCAGAGACAGCCGUCGGUGCGGUAGUCGAGCAAUGCGAACAUGUACGUAUUCGUUACAAUCAUAGCACAGAGCUGUAUUGGUGUAGACUCGAAGCAGCAAUUGAAGCUGUCGUGUCUGGCUGUGUCUCGGUUUGAGGUUGGCGGUUUACCCAUAACCAAUUGGUAGUAGUAUUGGCGCCGGGCCAUUGCCACGAUCUCCUUGUUGGACCAACGUUUUGUUGAGUUCUUCCUGAUGUCGUCACAGCGUUGGCGAAGGGCUACAUGGUCGGGUGUACGCCUGCCCGUGGUUUUGUGUACAGUUUUCAGGUGAGCAUAAAAACUGUAGCCCAGGCGGGUUGCGUCAGAGGGGUAUGUGGAUUUGUGCUGGCCAUUGAGUCGAGUUGUAUUCCCAGGAAACCUCCAAGGUAGUCCGCGAAUGGUCGCGCGGGGAGCAGGCCGCAAAAGUGAAGUAAGUUUGCUUGAUGUUUGGGAAACCGAGGGUAUUUAGUGCCCUUGAUGAUGGCUGCUGCUUGGAUGAGUGCUGAGUUAAAGCGCUCGAAUAGGAGGUCCAACGCAUCCUUCCAUAUAGGCGGAGCACAGGCAAUAAUGUUCAGCCCAUAUGUAGCCGUGGAUAGGAUGAAUGUUUUGAACAUCAUCAGUCGGUUGCGGGGGUGUUGCCAGCUGAAGCCAUGGAAGCUAUAAGCGCGGAAAGAGGCGAUACCCAGUGAAAAAGCUGCAACCAGGGAUUUCAUAUGUCUAGCGAGGUUGAUUUCUUGUACUCCGUGAGAGAGUGAGAACCCCAGAUAUUUGGAGUGUUUCGGUUCGGCAUGUGUGGGUGCCAGUUUCAGGGGAAGGUAACGUGUGUUCCAAUGUGUGUCUACAAGCGUCGGCGUGAUAAGCUCACCAUUUAUACGGAGGGUUGGCGCCGCGUGUCGCAAGUCGGUAGAUCGUACUCGGGGUUUAAUGACACCCUGUUCGAGGCCAGAUUUGCGUCCCCACGCAUCAAUGUCAUCUAAGAAGGGCCGGAGCGAAACCGAUCGAGGGGCUUGGAUCCGUAUGUCAUUGACGAAUAAAUAAGAAGGGAGGAGCUUGGGUCGAAAUUGUGCUAGCGUGACAGCUAAGAAAUCCAUGUAGAUAAUAAAGAGCUGGGGACCAUAGGGGUAACUAAAUCCUUGUUCUUAAUCAUCGCCUG
This is a messenger RNA of Sphaeroforma arctica JP610, 2329 nucleotides long. RefSeq lists its product as hypothetical. The coding region runs from base 92 to 613 and encodes 173 amino acids. The record is from RefSeq and is a predicted model, not a curated record. The transcript has a single exon. NCBI's taxonomy places the organism in Eukaryota, Ichthyosporea, Ichthyophonida.